GCAAUACAACAUACAACCAUACAACUGUCUACAUGCGGCCAUGUAAUGCACGUGGUUUGUAGUUUGGAACUGUUUGGAACAUCCCUGAGGUUGUGGAGGGUUGUAUUUAGACCUUUUAGAUUUCAAAUGACCGAGCAGACAUCAGUUCCCUUGCCAGAAAACACUGUACUUUUUGAGCAACAAGUUGCGGGCCACGUUCACGGAGAUAAAAAGACCAAACUUGGUCUAUUGAAACACAACGACGGCUCCGUACUAAAGCCCGUCAUAGAAGGCGAUGAGCGCACACUUCGUGAGCUCAAGUUCUACGAGCGCGUUUUCCACUCCAAAGAACCUCAGUUACGAAACCUGAGAGAUUUCGUUCCGGUAUACAGAGGAACCUGGAAUACGGCAGUCGACGGAGAAAAUGUGCAGUAUAUCAAGCUGGAAGACGUGACAGCAGCUUUCAAGCGACCAAGUAUACUGGACGUUAAGAUUGGAGCUCAAACGUACGACCCAUUUGCCAGUCCAGAGAAAAUUGCCUUGCAGGAAGGGAAGUAUCCCUGGUCACACAAGCUGGGAUUCCGCAUCCUAGGCAUGAGGGUAAUCGACGAUGACCUGAAGCAGAAGAUAGCUCGAGAGAUGAACCUCUCUGAAACUGCGUUUGUUUCGAAGCUCUACAGGGAAGACGACUUCGCCAGUUCGUCUUCCUUCAAGCUGAGAUGGUUCACUCCGAGCAACGAGGUCCCACUCUGCGGUCAUGCAACGCUUGCCACUUCCGCUGCUAUCUUUGAAGCUGUCGGCAACGACUCGUCGGAACUGCACUUCGAGAGCUUGAGCGGACCACUUUCGGCCACUCGAACGACAGACGGGCUUAUUGCGCUCAAUUUCCCCGCUAGGGGAACCGAACCUGUUGCCAAGCUACAGUACAGCGACCUGAUUCAAGCUGUCGUUGGGGAUGUUCCCGUAAGUGAUGUGCGGUACUCACCCGAGGAACGCAAGCUCCUGGUACGACUACACGAUCACUGUAACAGGGCGCUAUUGGAGUCGUUGACGCCCUCCAUAGGACGCAUGCUGGAGGUGGAACCUAGCGGCCGUGUGAAAGGCGUAACGGUCACGUUAAGAGCGAGCGCGGAAAACGACUGCGGACCUUACGACUUCGUGUCCCGGUACUUCGCUCCGUGGUACGGCAUACCGGAAGAUCCAGUCACCGGUUCUGCUCACACCGUGCUUGGUCCCUACUGGUCAGACGUGCUUGGCAAGACCAAUCUGUUCGCCCGACAAGCUUCAACUAGAGGAGGUCAAUUAUUCCUGAGUAUCUUAGAAGGAGGAGAGCGAAUCUCUAUCGGAGGCUACAGCACUAUUGUUGUCAAUGGAGAACUGCAUGUGUAAAUCCAAGGCAAUAAAUCUGAACAUACCUCCCCCCCCCCC
Molecule: messenger RNA, 1407 nt
Organism: Ornithodoros turicata
Lineage: Eukaryota; Metazoa; Arthropoda; Arachnida; Ixodida; Argasidae
Product: phenazine biosynthesis-like domain-containing protein
Exons: 11
Coding region: 46-1368 (440 amino acids)
Biological process (GO): inositol phosphate biosynthetic process
Cellular component (GO): cytoplasm
Molecular function (GO): kinase activity; isomerase activity
Source: RefSeq, a predicted model, not a curated record